Molecule: messenger RNA, 636 nt
Organism: Rhinocladiella mackenziei CBS 650.93
Lineage: Eukaryota; Fungi; Ascomycota; Eurotiomycetes; Chaetothyriales; Herpotrichiellaceae
Exons: 2
Coding region: 1-636 (211 amino acids)
Source: RefSeq, a predicted model, not a curated record
AUGGACAGCGGGUUUGAGCGAUUCAUGGACAGCCAAAGCACUGGCUUGCGCUUUCUAUGGGCGGUAAUUGGUUUACUCGUUUCGCAAGGCUGGAGUGCUAUCGAACAUGAGGCUCGCUUGGAGGAACCACAUCAACGUUUAAUGAGAGGACCGACACCCGCCAAAGAUUCCAUCUUUAUCAACACCAGCAGCAUCCCUUUGACAGCCCUGGGAGCGAAUUUAUACCGAAGGCACUACUUCUUAGCCUGCUUGUCACUCAACGCGCUACUAGCAGAGGUUGUAACUGUCACGCUCGCCGCUGUUCCAUACAGUAGCGCAACAUCAUACAGGGGCUUUACGACAUCGGUAUACCUUAGCCAAGCAAUCUUAGGCGUCAUGUUGCUCUCUUUAUUUUGGGUCUUGUUCAGACCUCAUAGGACAAUACCUAGGAGUCCGAAGAGUACUGCCGUCGUCAUGACGUAUCUGCAAGGGUCCUCACUUAUCAAGGACUUCCAAGGUCUGGUUCUGACGGAACAGAAUGGCCACAUUGACUCUGAAUGGAUGUCUGCCAUGUGUUCGAUGCAAACCAGGAUAGAUGCGACUGGAACGUCAAGAAUGAUUAUAGACACUAUUCCUGGUAAUAUUUCUACCAUCUAG